This is a messenger RNA of Pelobates cultripes (western spadefoot toad), 9174 nucleotides long. The record is from the annotation of a GenBank genome assembly. Lineage: Eukaryota; Metazoa; Chordata; Amphibia; Anura; Pelobatidae.
AUGUUUAAACAAUUUCUUCAAGCAAAUGCCCUACAAUAUCUCCAGAUCGAUAGCUGUAGAUUGGGAAGUGUGAAUGAAAACAUGGCAGUACUUCUCAUGGCAAAAAAAUUCAACAGUAAGAUCAUAUAAUAAUCCUUCAAAAUCAGAUUAAUUGAAAUUUAAAAGCGACAGUUGCAGUGGCGUACACACAAACCAUGUGGCCCUUGUGCGAAAAUGACUCGUGGGCCCCCCCUUCCUAUCUCCCUCCACACACACAUAGACAGAUACAGACACACACAUACAAACAAACAGACAGGCACACAGAUACAUACAUACAAACAGACAGAGACACACACACACACAAGACCCACAUACAUAAAAAAACAGAUAGGCACACAUACACACAGGCAGACACAGACAGACAUACACACAUACAGACACACACACACACACACACACAAGGUGCACAUACAUACAUACAAACAGACAAGCACACACACAUACAGGCAGACACAUACAGACAGACACACAUACAUACGAAGACAUACAAACAGGCAGACACACACACACACACAGACAUACAUACAGACACACAUACAUACAAACACACACACAAAAUGUUUAUGUCACCCUCCUGUUUCUUACCUUUUAGGUGCAGGAGGGUGACUGGGGUGCAGUGGUGGCUCAGGUGCAUCCUCUCUGCAUCCUGACUUGCGGUCACUUCCUUCCAGCUUGUGAUGUCAUCACAGGGGGCCCGGUCACGCUGUUAACACGCCCAGUGCUGACCGGACCCCCUUAAAUCCAUAAGCAUCGGGUGGCCCUGACAGCAUCCACCCGAUGGACCCCUUGGACGGCGGCCCCCGGUGGUUUGCAGAAGAUGAUGGCGGCGGAUACCCGGUCACAGGGGUCGGCAGGGCGGCCGGACCCCCUGGAAUGGCGGGCCCGGUCGCAGCUGUGACCCCUGCGACCGCGGUAUGUACACCGCUGGACAGUUGCAUGUAGGAAAGAAACACGAAUAUAAAACACGUAGACAGAUGGAAAAAAUAUAAUGUUGAUUAGUAUUUUAUGAUAUAACUUAAUAACUUCAAUCAGUGUCCACUGGGUUUUUAUUAUUUCCUGAAUUUUAGCAAAUGUCAUUCUGUAAUUUUUGUAAUAAUGUCAAAUAAUCAACCAUAGAUUGCAUUGACCUGUAAUGCACAUGAUAUUCAAUGGAUGUCUGUAGAUGAUGAAUAGAAAGUGAAUUUGUUUGCAAAUGAUGUCCUGUAAGCUAUUAUUCAACCAUUUUCCAUGACUAUGGCAAAAUUUCAUACUAUAAACGGAAUGUGCCAUUGACCUGAGACAUGACAUUCUCAUCCAAAACACCACACGAUCUAUUUCUCCAAAAUUACCCCAGAUUAGGUUUUGAGAUUGAGACAACUCUGCACAGGUUUUAAAAAAAAAAAUCAUAUAUAUUGGCUUGGCAGUUCUAUUUGGUACAUUUGAGCACAGUUUUGUAAGGAACUCAGCAGGUAAGUUGUUUCAAACGUCUUGGAGAACUAACCACAGUUCUUUUGUAGAUUUUGACAUACUCAGUUGCGUCUGUCUCUUUAUUUUCUUCUUGCAGUGCUGUAUGCGCGUAGAUGCAGUGUGCACAGCAAUGCGAGAAUUAACCAAUUUUCAUACUUUGACUGACCAUGUGAUGUGAGUAAAAAAAAAGAAAAGAAAAUGAUUUAAAAAAAAAUAUUUCUGCAAAACGUAGGUCAUUUUUAAUUAGCUGUUUGGUUGUGGUAAAAGUGGGAAGUGACUGUUCCUUUUAUGUAAUGGGUGACUUUACAUAGCUAAGAAGUAUAGUAUAGAAAUUGGAGGUCAUAGUGGGAAAAUGUGUGCACAUUGAUACUCUGUGUGGGGGAAGGGACUAUGGCAGCACUGUAGCAGUAUUUACCUGGUCAGCACAGCAAUACGAUAUUUCCGUGCAAGACACAUGCGCUCAACUGAUAAACCAUUCACGCGGCCCGAAAUCUAGAAAUGCAAAGGCUGCUCACAUUCGAAGAGUGCUCUUAAAGGCACAGAGAGGGGGUCACAUCACUUCUGGUUUCAUGCGGACAACGUCGAUCUGGAAUCCCCAUUCACACGUGUUUUGGGGUCGCAGGUGUGAAGUGGUCCAAAGUUAUUUUGCCCUAUCUACACUCCCUAUCAUGGAUUCUGUUCCUAGUAGCUGUUUAGUGCAUUCCUUGUUGCUAUAUGUUUUUUUUCUGGUAUUGAACUUGGCUAGUUUGUGACUCUAUUUUCCUGGCUAUUUGAUUAUUCUGUCUCUCUGUUAUCCUGCCUUUGGCUUGUAUUUGACAAGGAUGUCUCUCUUUUGUACGUUAAGCCAGGCCACUCUCUAGGUCCAGUAAUAUGUCUGUUCUAUCUAGUCAGCUAUUGUUAUCCAAAAUUCUGCAUAUGUUAGGGAAUAUUCCUGUGACAAUUAUCAGUUUAUCACAGUUAAUCGUAUCAUAUAUCAUUUACAAUCCAAACAUUAAAGCAUGUUGCUGCAUUGAUGACCUGAUAAGCACUUUUUACUUUUUUCUAUGCAGUUCCUGUAUGUCCUCAUGCUGGUGGAGUUGGACUCUGUGAAUUGGUACAACAUUUGAUAAUAUUUGAUUAUAUUUCGGUUUCAGGAAGUCUGGAGAACAGGUUAGAGACAUUUUGUUGACAAACUAAAACAACAUAUCAAGACAAGGCUAUAACCUAUCCCCUAUUUUCCUUUAUUAAAUGCUAUGCAAAUAUGAGCACACACCCAAUGUAAUCUUUUGUUUGUCUUUGCCAGUGACUGCUGUGAAAACAUAGAACAAGAUAUUCAUUCUUAUAGGAUUAUUCACUAAAUGAUGGAUUUUAAAAACUACUUAGAAUCACUUAUCUUAGAAAAUAAAUAUUGGGAUUUAAGUUAAAGGGAUUCUAUAGUGUUAGGAAUACAAAUCUGUAUUCCUUAUACUAUAGUUCCCUCUGCCUUCCCCCCUCUCAUGGAAAGGGUUUAACGAUUACCCAAUUACAACUAUAUGUCCCUCGGUGCUGGGACGCAUACAUUGACGCAAUGCUUUCCUAUGACGAUUUUACUGACACUGGAUGUCUUCAUGCGCUGCAUGAGGACAUCCAGUGUCAGGCUACGUAAAGUCGGUUAACCACCAGGAUUGCCUCUAGCAGCUGUUUUAUUGACAACCACUAGGGGCAAUCUUAGUCCUGAAAUGCAAUCAUUGCAGUUUUUUAACAACUGCCAUGAUUUAUAUUACAGGACUAAGAGUGACAGGGGCACUGCACCCCACUUUAAUGAGCUGAAGUGGUCUAGGUGCCUUUAGUCUCCCUUUAAGCCCACCACUGUGUCACAGUACCCCAAUAUCAGUGGCUCCUACACUAAUAUUAACAUGGGAGAUUAACUAGCUAACUACUUAAAUAGUGCCAGGGCUAAAUGAAUAUAACAUAAACUAAAGUGCAUUUAAUUAAUUCAAUAUAAGUGUGCAAAUGUGCUUCCAUUGGACAAAUAGUUGAUUCUUUUUUUUUUUAAUCUGGGCCCAGAUUUGAAGCAUUAGGAUUUGGAUUUCAGCUGUCCAUCUGAAAUCCAAAUCUGAGUGAAGGUUUGUAGUCUGAAUUGCAAAUUCUGGACAUUGUGAAAUAAGUCAGAAUUAUGCAGCCAGUUGGUUUUGCUCCGUGUGCUAAUAGGCCAUUCGGACUUUAAUGAAUAACCAUCAAUUUACAAAGUAGGAGUAUUUUAGGCUUGUGCAGCAAUUUGCACUAUGGAACAUUUAAAGGAACACUCCCAUCCCAUUGCAGUUAAAGAGGCACUGUUACCAUCUGGGGAUUAUACAGAAUUUGCAAAGACCCCCAAAGGUGACAUCACCACUGUGGGUCUGGGGCCAAGAAGGCAUGUAAAGGUGAGUUCUACUUAUCCAUCUCUCACUGGCACAGCUGUUCUCCUCUGGUGGGUCCUCUUCAACAUUUGACGCUUCAGUGCCAGGAGCCGUCACUGCUCUAAUCUAGCGAACGUGUGAGAGUACAGCAUUGAGGUCUGGAGGAUUCUACAAGAACCUCCAUAGGCAGAGCCAGUUACCUGCAGCCAUCACUGGUGGGGGGGAUUGGCACUUCUGGAUGGCAGUAGCUCAGCCCAGUGUAUAGUAGUGUCAGACAUAGGAAAUAUACAAAGAUAUUGACUAGGUUGGAAUUUCUGUGAAAUUUCAACACAGUCAAAAUGUGUAUAUCACAAAGAUUAAGAAUGAUUUAUUUUUCAUAACGAUGAAGGGGGAUGACAGUGCUUAAGCUAUGGGGCAUGGAGUUCUCGGGCACAGUCUUACCUUACAAAGUUGUCACCUGGUGUUACAGCCUCCUCAGUUUUCCUAUGGCUGCUGCACUGUUCAGGAAAUUGCGUGCAGGUGUCACUCUCAGCCUAUCACCAGCCACCAAGGCAAACCUUCCUGAUCGUUGUGGUGGCCAGUGGAUGAGACCGAAGACACUGCUGCUAGCCUCCCGGGUGGGUGGGGACAGCUUUGUGGUUAAACUUAAGGAGCUAAGUGGGGAAAUAAGUGAACCUCUGUAUUUAAUUUUUCAAGAUUCUUUUGUUUGCCUGGAAAUUGAGCUUAAAGUGAGCUUAACUUCUGUAACUGGGAAAAUAUUUGAAAGGCUAUUAAGGGAUAAUAUUCAUUGGGAAGAAUUUUGUUAUUAGCAAUAAUCAGCAUGGUUUUAUGAAACAUAGGUCAUGUCAAACUAAACUAAUUGCAUUCUACGAAGAAGUAAGUAGAAGUAUAGAUCAGGGUGUUGCAGUAGAUGUGAUCUACUUGGAUUUUGCCAAGGCAUUUGAUACGGUUCCUCACAAUAGGUUAGUCUUCAAACUAAAAUAAAUUGGUCUAGAUGAAUGUUCUUGGGUAGAACAUUGGCUUAAGGAUAGAGUACAACGAGUUGUCAUUAAAGGUAAAUUUUCAGGCUGGACAAAAGUGGUAAGUGGUGUCCCUCAGGGUUCUGUUUUGGGACCACUUGUAUUUAACAUAUUUAUAAAUGAUCUUGAAAUAGGCAUUGAAAGCCAUGUAUCAGUGUUUGCAGAUGACACAAAAGUUUGUAAAGUAAUAAAAAUGUGAGCAGGAUAUUGCUUUGCUGCAGAGGGAUUUGGAUAGAUUGGGGGACUGGGCACUAAAAUGGCAGAUUAAAUUUAACGUAGAGAAAUGCAAAGUUAUGCAUUUCGGGGUUAAGAAUGCACAAGCAAUUUACACCCUAAAUGGUAGUGAACUAGGGAUAACCACACACAAGAAGGAUUUGGGAAUUGUUAUAGACAACAAAUUAGGCAGCAAUAUGCAAUGUCAAUCUGCAGUUGCUAAGGCCAGUAAGGUUUUGUCAUGUAUAAAUACAGUAAGAGCAAUAAGGAUAUGGAAUUCUUUGCCUGAAGAGGUGCUUUUGUCAGAGUCAUUACAGAUGUUUAAACUGCAAUUGGAUAAAUACUUGCAAAAACAUAACAUACAGGGAUAUAAUUUUUAAUUAGUGGGGUAAUAGCUGCUUGAUCCAAGGAGACAUCUGACUGCUAUUUUGGGGUCAAGAAGGAAUUUUUUCCUAGUUUGUGGCGAAAUUGGAAGCGCUUCAGACUAGGUUUUUUGCCUUUUUUUGGAUCAACAGCAAAAACAUAUGUGAGGAAGGCUGAACUUGAUGGACGCAAGCAGGCCCGGACUGGCCAUCGGGCACACCGGGCAAAUGCCCGGUGGGCCGCGGUGGCCAUGGGCCGAGGCCGGCAGGGGAGAUCACAGGAUCUCCCCUGCCGGUCUAUGCAGGGCCGGCACUAUCCGAGCGCCGGCCCCGCUGUUUUCCAUGAAGGGCCGGUGAGGGAAAUCAAAGAUCUCCCUCACCGGCCCACAUGCUGUAUAAUGCGGCAGCGGGCAGGGGGAGAGGGGGGGAGACAGCCGCUAGGAGAGAGGACCCGGCGGAGCUCUAAAUUAGAGCUCCGCCGGGUUCCUCUCGCGAGAUCCGGCGCGUUGCCAUGGCAAUGACCGGAUCUCACCACAAGGACCACCAGGGAACCCCCCCCUCCCAGUCCCAGGGAUCAGUGUGCCGGUCCCCCCCUCCCAGGCUAAAGGUAAGAAGGGAGGGGGGGACAUAAUGCCUACUUUAUUUAUUUAACCCCCCUCCCCCCUACACACACAAUCCAUUCUAACAUUUAUACAGCACUUUCUCACACACAGCACUUUCUCACACACAGCACAGCACUCUCUCACACCCAUCACUCUCACACCCAUCACUCUCACACACAGCACUUUCUCACACACAGCACUUUCUCACACACAGCACUCUCUCACACCCAUCACUCUCACACACAGCACUCUCUCUCACACACAGCACUCUCACACACAGCACUCCCACACACAGCACCUCCUCACACACAGCACCUCACACAAAGGACCCCUCUCACACACAGCACUCUCCUCACACAGCACUCCCCACACACAGCACUCCCCACACACAGCACUCUCACACACAGCACCUCUCCCCUCACAGCACUCCACACAGCACUCACACACAGCACUCCACACACAAAGCACUCCCACACACAGCACUCCUCCUCACACACAGCACCCCACACACAGCACCCCUCCCUCACACACAGCACCUCCCUCACACACAGCACUCUCUCACAGCACUCUCACACACAGCACUCUCUCACACAGCACUCUCUCACACAGCACUCUCACACACAGCACUCUCUCACACAGCACUCUCUCACAGCACUCUCUCACAGCACUCACACACAGCACUCUCUCACACACACAGCACUCUCACACACAGCAGUCUCUCACAGCACUCACGCACUCUCACACACAUAGCACUCUCACACAGCACUCUCACUCACGGCACUCUCACUCACGGCACUCUCACACACAUCAUACACAGCACUCUCACACUCAUCAGACACACACACAUCACACAGAGCACUCUCACACACCGCACUCUCACACACAUCACACACCGCACCCCUCAGACACACAUACUGCACCCCUCACAUACACAUAGAACCCCCUCAACACACUGCACCACACACAUACACAAUACUUCCAAAUAUAUAUUUAUAUAUAUACACACACACUACACUCUUAACAUACACACUCUGGAUCCCCUAUACACACACUAGAUUCCUUGUAAGCAAACACAUACUACACCCCUAAACAUACACUACAUCACCUAUAUACACACACACACACACUAUAGCCUGUAUGCACACACUUGCUAUAUCCCCAAUACACACAUUCUCUACAGCCCCUAGCCACAUAUGCAUCACAUUACACCACAAACACAACAUGACUAAAACCAACCUUAUUACACAAUACCGCACCACAAUCAGCUCACUCUACACACACGCAAUACCACAAGCAGGCUCCAAACACAUGCACAAUACUCUUUCCUGGCAUUUUUGUUUCCUGGUAUCUUUAUAGAGACACCAGAGACAAUUUGCAAGGAAACACAGUGCAAGCAUGUUAUUAAAUUUGCUUGCACUGUGCAGAACAAAUACAGGGCUUUUUUAUCAUGCUAGAGCUCUUCAGCAGAGCUCUGCGCAUGGUCUGCCCUGGAAGAGCAUUGAACCAACAUGCUCACUUUGAGAGGGGGCGUGUUUGUCAUUGGUGAUGACAAAACACACCUCCUCUGCCCCCGCCCCCUUCUUAGUGGGCCGCUGUGUUAAAAAAUGCCCGGGCCGAAUUUUUCUCCCAGUCCGGCCCUGGACGCAAGUCUCUUUUCAGCUAUGUAACUAUGUAACCAAAAGUAACCAAAAGUGCCCAGAUGUUUUAAAACUACAGUUUCUAUGAUGCUUUGUCAUUCUAGAGGCAUACAAAGCAUGAGAGUUGUAGUGGGCAGCCCUGGGUUUAACGGUUUGAAAAUGGUUUAACAUUUCAGCAACUCCAGCCUCUAUAGUGGUGUCAUUGAGAUGCAGUAUGGGAGCUUGAUUCACCAGUGUCCCUCUUAAAUAUUUACACACUAUGGGGUUAAUUUACAAAAUUUAAAAUCACAGGAAGUUGAAAAGAAAACUGCAAAACGUGGAAUAAAAUAGCCCAUCUGGAAAACUAGUUGAUUUUCCCAGUUUGGUUAUAUUGAAUUUGCAAUUCCUUUGCCAGUUAUCCACAAUUCCAAGUAUAGUGACUAAACCCCUAAUUUACUAGUUUCCUUAAAUUGCUGUCAAAGCCUGUGUGUAUUUUUUCAGGAUGUGCGAGUAUGUGGAUCACCUCCAUGAACAUUUUAAAUAUCCAGUAUCCAUCCAUCAUGCUGCAUACAUGCCACCAAAAGUAAGUAGUAAUUAUAUGUUUAUCAUUCUGCCACACUGUUCAAAUCAAAAUGUACAUCAAAUGUUUUAUUUGCUUCUUAAUGCCUUCCUGGCACAACUCGAGAGCACUGAAACUGGGAUGUGGACUUACAACAGACAUCUUUUACUCCUUCAUAAGAAUUCUUCUGCUUAUGUUCCCGUCCUCACAAAAAAAUUGUAAAAUUGUAAUUAAUUAAACCGUUUGGUCCAGUGAAAUUGUACAAGUUUAGACAACUAACAUGCCAGCUCGUAUUAGUUUCUAUCACUUCCUAUUGGAAUGCAUUCAGUUUAAUUUUUACUCUUUCUCCAAUGCAAUCCUGAUGAAGCCAACAGAGCAAUCUAAUUGCUUGGAGAAAAUACCUGUGUCCCUCACUAAAAUACUGACAGAGAAAGAGAUUUAUGGGAAACACAGUUCCAGGCCCAGGUUUCAAAGAGCUGUAAUACAGAACCAGUACCACCAGGGGUGCCAAAAAAGUAGAUUCUUAGAUGUUGUAGAACUACUCAUGACACUUUGCAUGCCUUUAGAAUGCUUUAGCAUCAUGGAAGAUGUAGUUCUACAACAUCUGGGGAUCUACCUUUUGGGUAUUUGUGUCAUUUGUAUACAGCCGCACGCACAAAUAAAAAUACUGCCACAGAAAAUAAUAGGUGUUUAAAACAUUACUGCUAGACAAGACAACACAUUCUGAAAGUUCCCUCUUGAUGCCAACAGUAAUUGUAGCCGUGUUAUAGAACCUUUUUGUUACUUUAUAAAAACAAAUUAAGAUUGUUCCAUCAUGAUAUCUUAUUUUUAUGUGUAUUUUUUUUAAUCUUAGGAUCCUGGCUAUUCCACUGAAAUGAAAGAAGAGUCUGUAUUACAGUAUCAGUUCCCAGAUGGAGAAGUUUGGCAUCAGUUAAUUAUUGAUAAAAAAGUUGAAGUCUAA